Molecule: messenger RNA, 831 nt
Organism: Pediculus humanus corporis (human body louse)
Lineage: Eukaryota; Metazoa; Arthropoda; Insecta; Psocodea; Pediculidae
Exons: 2
Coding region: 1-831 (276 amino acids)
Cellular component (GO): precatalytic spliceosome
Source: RefSeq, a predicted model, not a curated record
AUGGCAAAUAGAACUGUAAAUGAUGCUAAAUCCGUUAGAGGAUCCAAUCCUCAAUAUUUAAUUGAAAAAAUUAUUCGAGCCCGUAUUUACGAUAGUAAAUAUUGGAAAGAAGAAUGUUUUGCCUUAUCCGCUGAACUACUGGUUGAUAAAGCAAUGGAACUGAAAUAUGUUGGUGGUGUUUUUGGUGGCAAUAUUAAACCAACACCUUUUUUGUGCUUAAUUCUAAAAAUGUUGCAAAUUCAACCUGAAAAAGAUAUUAUUGUAGAAUUUAUUAAAAAUGAAGAAUUUAAAUAUGUUAGAGCUCUGGGGGCUUUUUAUAUGAGACUAGUUGGAAACCCCUUAGAGUGCUAUAAAUAUUUAGAACCUCUUUUAAUUGACUGUCGAAAAUUAAGAAAACAAAACAGGCAAGGGCAUUUUGAAUUGUUACAUAUGGAUGAAUUUGUUGAUGACCUGCUAAGAGAAGAAAGAAUGUUUGAUAUUAUAUUACCCAGAAUUCAAAAGAGACAUGUUUUGGAAGAAAAUAAUGAAAUAGAACCCAAAAUAUCGGCUCUUGAUGAUGAUUUAGAUGAAGAAGUUGAGAAGUCAGAUGAAGAAUCACCCAAAAGAACUACCAAAGAUAAAAAAAGUAAGUCAGAUGGAAAGUCACCAGGUAAAAGUGACAAAGGUUUAAUCAAGGAUUGGGAUAAAAAAUACAGAAGCAGUAGAAGAGAUAGAGAUCAUGAAAAAAAUAAAACAACAAGAGAUUGGGAUCGAAGAAGCAGAAGUAGAGAGAGAGAUAGAAGUGUAACAGUAGUUACGAUGGUUAAUGUAAUUAUAUCAUACAAUUUAUAA